Molecule: messenger RNA, 1980 nt
Organism: Adineta steineri
Lineage: Eukaryota; Metazoa; Rotifera; Eurotatoria; Adinetida; Adinetidae
Source: the annotation of a GenBank genome assembly
AUGAUGGACCCGAAACCUUCAAAACCGAGUGUAAAAUCACUUCAUGAAGCAGUAGCGUCUUAUGUUCGUCAACCACGACAACGUAUGACUCAAAACUACGUUCUCCUAUGGGUGGAUACCAGAAUCGCUCAAAUAAACGAAGAUUAUGAAAAUACAUUACAACAAAUACGAACUAUUACUGGUGACAUCAAUGUCUUUACGGAACGAGAUGCAUGUAUCGACUUUCUUACAGAUGUCCAAGAAGAUAUCAUGUCUUUUCUCGUUCUCAGGGAUGCUAUGUUUCAACAAAUAAUGCUUCUCAUCAAUGAUAUUCCUCAACUGCAUAGUGUCUAUAUCUUCAAUGAUACUAAAACUCUGCAUGAAGAAUGGACAAAAAAAUGCGACAAAACCAACAGCAUUCAUACCAACAUCGAUGAUCUAUGUCAAGUAUUACAAGUGGAUAUAAAACAAUGCCAUCAAGACUCGAUACCCAUGAGUUUUAUCACGGUAAAUGAAAUGGCUUCGACAAAUAAUCUGAAUCAGUUGGAGCCAACUUUUAUGUAUACCCAAAUAUUCAAGGAUAUUCUUCUUGAUAUGAAACAUGGUAAACAAGCCAUCAAACAGUUUACUCAUUAUUGUCGAAAUAAUAACAGCUUGUCAUCAAUCAAUAUUAACCGUUUUGAGAAAGAAUACCAUGCUCAAUUAUCUAUUUGGUGGUACACUUCCCCAUCCAAUAUCUAUUCUAUGCUCAAUUAUGCUCUUCGAACACUGGAUGCUGAUACAAUUAUUACUAUGGGAUUUUUUAUAUGUCAUCUGCAUCAACAAUUACAACAGUUACACGAACAUCAGGUCAACAGUUAUGGACGAAAACCUUUUAUAGUUUAUCGAGGUCAAGGUCUUCUGAAAUCAGACUUUGAAAAACUUCAAAAAACAAAAGGUGGACUUAUAUCAUUUAACAGUUUCUUGUCCACGAGUAAAGAUAAAGAAGUGUCUCUCGAAUUUGCUCGAUGUGCUUCAACCAAUCCGGAUAUGGUGGGCAUUCUGUUUAUAAUGUCCAUUGAUCCUUGUAUUAGGUCAACACCAUUUGCCUCUAUCAAAGAGAUGAGUUAUUUUAAAGGAGAAGAAGAAAUUCUCUUCUCAAUGCACACUGUUUUUCGAGUAAGCGAAAUUAAACAAAUGAAUAACUGGAAUCAAAUUUAUCAAGUUGAAUUACAAUUAACAUCGGAUGAUGAUCAACAACUACGAUUACUUGCUGAUCGGAUACGAGAAGAAGCUGGUGAUAAUACUGGAUGGAAAAGACUGGGUAGCUUAUUGCUAAAAAUAGGCAAAUUUAAUAAAGCUGAAGAACUUCAUAGCGUAUUACUCGAACAGACAUCUGAUGUGGGUGACAAAGCGACUUAUUACCAUCAGGUGGGAUAUGUCAAAGGCAAGCAAGGUGAUUAUGAAAAGGCUAUUUGGUAUUGCGAACAAGGAUUUGAAAUUCAAAAAAAACUCUUUCUUCAAAUCAUCCUGAUUUCGCUACUUCAUACAACAACAUUGGUAGUGUAUAUGCCGACAUGGAAGAAUCAUCCUCAUUUGGCUACUUCACACAACAACAUCGGUAGUAUAUAUGACAACAUGGGAGAGUACUCGAAAGCACUUUUAUACAAGGAAAAAGCACUUGAAAUCUAUCAAAAAACUCUUCCUUCAAAUCAUCCUGAUUUGACUAUUUCAUACGGCCUCAUCGGUAAUGUGUAUGACAAUAUGGGAGAGUACUCGAAAGCACUUUUAUUUUACGAAAAAGACCUCGAAAUCUGUCAAAAAACUCUUCCUUCAAAUCAUCCUUCAUUGGCUGUUUCAGACAACAACAUUGCUGGUGUAUAUUACAGUAUGAAAGACUAUGCAAAAGCACUAUCAUAUUAUGAACGAGCUCUGAACAUAUGGCAGCGUGCAUUACCUCCAACUCAUCCUCAUAUCAAAACUGUGAAGAACAAUAUUGAAAUUGUAAAAAAGAAAUUAUAA